AUGGCAUCUUCAAGUGGUGCUGGAAGUGGAAAUGAAAGAAAACUAAUUCGUGUUCCGUCGACUGAUGCACAUGCGAGAUUUAAUCUUUCACCUGUUCCAAGUGUUGAAGAUGAUGAAAUUGAGAGUAUCAAUCGUCGAAAUUAUCCUGAAACUGAUCAGGAUGAUAGUGGAGAAGAAGUGGAUCUUACAGGUGGUGCAUAUGAUAGUACAACUACUGUGACUAUGUUCGAUCAUAAUCAUGAUGUGACAAGUUCACUUCGUGUACAAGGACAUGGUGGUUUAGUCACUGACGUUGCUUAUGUUGUUCAUAAACAUUAUGAAAACUUCCAAACUAUUGAUUGGUUAAAAGAUUUGAUGCGUAGUCGUAUUCGUCAUCGAAAUUUACGUUCACAACGAAGAAAAAGUUGGAGACAACGAUUCACAUUUUUAUUUGAUACAUGGAGUGGAUGGAUAUGUGUUCUUUUAGUUGGCAUAUUAGCCGGUUUUGUCGCUGGUUUCGUAGAUAUUGGUGCUAAAUGGAUGAGCCAUUGGAGAUCCGGUGUUUGUACACCAGCAUUCUGGCUCAAUCGAGAACAAUGCUGUUGGGCUUCAUCAAAAGUCGAAUUCGAUGAUGUUCAUAACGAAAUAUGUGAUAAUUGGAAAUCAUGGUCACACAUAUUCGGUUUUACAGAAACAGCAGUUGCUGCGUGGUUUUUUCGUUAUUUUAUGUUUAUAUUUUGGUCUGUAAUAUAUUCUACUUUUAUUGUUAUACUUGUCGUUGGUUCUGCUCCGUAUGCAAGUGGAUCAGGUAUACCGGAGAUUAAAACAAUUCUGUCGGGUUUUAUUAUGUAUGGUUACUUGGGUAAAUGGACUUUUUUGAUAAAAAGUAUCGGAAUGAUUUUUGCGACAAGUGCUGGUCUUAUUGUUGGUAAAGAAGGUCCAUUUGUACAUAUUUCUUGUUGUUGUGGAAAUAUCUUUUCAAAACUUUUCCCAAAAUAUGGCAAUAACGAAGCACGAAAACGUGAAAUCUUAUCAGCAGCUGCAGCUACUGGUGUUUCAGUUGCUUUCGGUGCACCUAUCGGUGGUAUUCUAUUUAGUUUAGAAGAAAUUAGUUAUUAUUUUCCAUACAAAACUCUUUGGCGAACAUUUCUUUGCUGUAUGGUCGGUGCACUCGUAGUUCGAAUAAUAAAUCCAUAUGGAAACGGACAUGAAAUUCAAUUUCCUGUUGAAUAUAAUGUUCCAUGGGCAACAUUUGAAGUUAUUCCAUUUAUUGGUCUUGGCGCAUUGGGAGGUUUAUGGGGAACAUUAUUUAUCAAGACAAAUAUUCGUUGGUUAAAAUAUAAGAAAACUAGUCGAAUCGGAAGAUAUCCACGUGCCGAAGUGAUCAUUUUGACGUUAAUCACUGCUUUUAUCUGUUAUCCAAAUCAGUAUUUAAGAUUAACAAUGCCUGAACUCAUUCGCCGUCUUGUUGGACAAUGUCAUAUCGAUGAUCAUAUGGAUUUAUGUGAUUAUGUUCGAGAUAAGCCCAUUGGAACUGCGACAGCAAAACUCUAUGCUGCUGAAGCAGGUCCUGGUCUGCAUCGUGCUAUUUGGCAACUAUUUUGGGCAUUGAUUGUACAAAUGACACUCGUUAUAUUUACUAUUGGUAUAAAAGUUCCAUCGGGUUUAAUCGUACCGAGUAUAUCGAUAGGAGCAAUUGCUGGCCGUCUGAUUGGAAUUAUAACAGAACAAAUCGCAUUUCAAAAUCAGAAUAUAGCUCUUCUUCGACGUGAAUGCGGAGUAUCAAAUGAACAUUGUGUUACACCUGGACUCUAUGCGGUCGUCGGUGCAUGUGCUUUUCUAGGUGGAGUCAGUCGAAUGACUGUUUCUCUUGUUGUCAUUAUGAGUGAAGUAACAGGUGGUUUAUCUUAUAUUGUUCCAUUGAUGAUUACAGCUCUAACAGCAAAAUGGGUUGGUGAUGCAUUCGGAGAAGGAAUUUAUGAGGAAAACGUUAAAUUAAGUGGUUAUCCAUUCUUAGAAAAUCGUGAAAGUUUUCGUUUUUCUCUCAAAGCUGGUGAAGCAAUACGUGCGAAUCGUUCCGGCGAGAAUCCUCCUUUAGCAUGUAUUUAUCAAGAUGGUAUGACCAUUGCUCAAAUCGAUGCAUUAGUUCGUCAUCAACCUCAUUCAGUCUAUCCAGUUGUUAUUAGUGCAGAUUUUCCUUGUAUUGUCGGUCAAGUGCAACGAAGAGAUCUUUUAGUUGUACUCAAAUCACGAAAGAUACAAUUGGAAUAUGAAAAACCAAAGUCUGGAUCGUUGAAUCGAAAAAUGUCAGUCGUUUCAAUGUCGAAUUUGUUGAAUAAAUCUGGUCAAGCAGCGUCACUUGGACGACGACGGGCGUCCAUUGCUUUGCAAGCAUCAAAAAUCUUACAAUUACAUAAAUUAGUUGAUCGAGCACCAAUUAUCGUUACAGAUCAAACACCAAUGGAAGCAGUUGUCGAUAUGUUUAGAAAAUUGGGAUGUCGACAAAUCUUUGUCACUAAGAAUGGUCGUUUGCAAGGUAUUUUAACUCGAAAAGAUAUUAUUCGAUUGAUGCAUGACGCAAAUGUAUCGGGUAAAUUUGAUGAUUAA
This is a messenger RNA of Adineta ricciae, 2586 nucleotides long. NCBI's taxonomy places the organism in Eukaryota, Metazoa, Rotifera, Eurotatoria, Adinetida, Adinetidae. The record is from the annotation of a GenBank genome assembly.